CGAGCGUAUUAAUAGAGCGCACCACCAGCUGUCAAAUAUCAAAACUCUUCCGUUAUUUAAAACUGGUCUGGAUUCAUCCUGUUUGCCUUUGGAUUGUUAUCACAGGGCGGUUUUAACCCUUAAACCCAGUCGUUAUGUGUUAUAAACAACAUUAUCACCGCUAGCUUCGUGUCGCUUUUUAAUUCACGUCGUAUUCUUGGAUUCAUCAAACAUGGAGAAAUUUGAGGGUUACAUUUUCACAGCUCUCUGCAGCACCAACUUUUUCAUAUCCUGCCUUGUGUUCUCCAGAGUCACCCGGGAGCAAAGGGAGCCCUACAUGGAUGAGAUUUUUCAUGUUCCCCAAGCUCAGAAAUACUGCAGUGGAAGAUUCAACGAGUGGGACCCAAUGAUCACCACUCUCCCAGGCCUGUACCUUGUCUCUGUGGGAGUCAUCAAGCCCGUGGUGUGGCUGGCUGACAUGACAGGUGGCGUGGUGUGUUCCACAGCCAUGCUGCGCUUCAUCAACCUGCUCUUCAACUGUGGCAACCUCUACCUGCUUUAUCUCCUCACCUGCAAACUGCACCUGAGGGAAAAGACACGGACAACUUCACGCAGAGUCCUGUCAGCGCUGUCUUUAUCGACCUUCCCUGUGCUCUACUUCUUUAACUUCCUGUACUAUACCGAUGCUGGGUCUACUUUCUUCAUCCUCUUCACCUACCUCAUGACGCUCUACGGCUGCCACAAGGCCUCGGCGCUCCUAGGUGUCUGCUCCAUCCUCUUCCGUCAAACAAACGUCAUCUGGGUGGCUUUUUGUGCUGGCACUUUGGUCGCCGCCAAGAUGGACGAGACUUGGAGGGUGGAGCAGACAAAAAAGAGGGAUGAAAUGAAAUCCCAGGUGCCACUGUCUUUCAGUGGUGCUAAGAAAGUCCUGCUCUUCACAUUGGAGUUUUUCACCUCGCCUGCUCAUAUGAAAGCGGUUCUGCUUCUGGCUUGGCCUUAUGUACUUGUGGGUGUGGGUUUCGUGGUGUUUGUGGUGCUGAAUGACGGGAUUGUGGUGGGUGACAGGACGAGCCACGAGGCUUGUCUCAACUUCCCUCAGCUCUUUUAUUUCUUCUCCUUUGCCCUCUUCUUUGCCCUUCCUGCCACUCUUUGUUCCUACCGCAUCCUUCGCUUCGUGCAGGCUUUGAAAAAACAGCCUUUCUUCUUCCUGAUGGUGACUGGUGUCUGUCUGCUUCUCGUGUGGAAGUUCACUUUCGUCCACAAGUACCUCCUGGCCGAUAACCGUCAUUUCCCCUUCUACGUGUGGAAAAGGCUCUUCCAGAGGCACGAGCUGGUGCGCUACCUCCUCGUCCCUGCUUACGUGUUUGCUGGAUGGAGUUUUCUGGACUCCCUUAAGUCCCGCUCACUCUUCUGGAGCUUAGCGUUACUGGUGUGCCUCCUGGCAGCCACUGUGCCCCAGAAACUUAUGGAGUUCAGGUAUUUCAUCAUCCCGUAUUUGAUGUACCGCCUGCAUAUGCCCCUCCCCUCUCUCCCUAGACUCAUCAUGGAGUUCCUUCUCUACACGGCGAUAAAUAUCGCCACAAUUUACAUCUUUAUCGCGAAGACCUUCCACUGGCCGGACAGCACAGCCACACAGAGGUUCAUGUGGUGAACAAAAAGGAGCGAACAAAACCACUGUUACAUCUCAGUCGGAGACAAAAAUGAUUGAUAUUUUUCUCCGUUUCUGUACAGUAUCACUAAAUUCACAAGCAACAGGGUUCGACAUACUGAGAUGCAAUGUGGCUAGUUUUGAAAAACCUUGUAAACCUACAUGGGAUGGUCCACAUUCUUACGGUUUAUCGUUUUGAUUGAUUUUUCAGUGGCACAACCCACCAUUCUGCCAAUUUAUUUAGAAUCACUUCACAAAGACUGUUGAUUUUGUAAAAACGAUCCAAGUUUUCUUUUUGACAAAUGUUGGUAUUGCUAUAAUAGAUAGAAUAUGUAAUAAUAAAAUCCUUCGUACUGCUUGGAAAAAAGUUUUACUGAGAAUUUACUGCAUUUAAAAUUAUUUCUACAUUUAACACUUUUCUGAAUAAUGAAUCUUGUAAAGGUUGGAAAAACAAUCAUCUAAUUUGUACAUUUUCUUAUGUCAAAGUGCUUUGUACUGUAAUUGUAAAUAUGCAGCUAUGUAAUUUGUUCUUUUGAGAAAUAAUUGUUGACUGAUCUGUAAAUAAAAUGAAUGAGACCAAAAAAAAGACAUAGCCAUAUUGUAAAAGUGAAGAAUUUUUAUUGUAUGGGGUGUUUUGAAAUGACAGGGAUAUUUGUUUUUCAUUAGUGUUGACCUAUGAUGCAAACAUUUGAUCCACAACUUUAUUUUUAAGGGUCUAAUAUAAAGAUACACAUUUUCAGUUUGAAUCAUUUUUGUUGCUUUUAUUUUUUUGUACUUUGUGGUUCAGUUGUGAUAGAUGCUGCCUUCUUUUUUCCCCAUUCCUAUUCAAUUUGCCUAAUUUGUUUGCAGAUGAUUAUUUUUUGUCCUUUGGAAUUUUUGGGCAAGAUGAAGAGUUUUUGUGAUAUUGUGUAAGUUGUAGUAGAAUUUAUCAUUUUCCAAUUCAUUACAUUGAAGUCUGUGUGUGUUUCUGAGUCUGUUUUAUUAAUCUGUCCAGUAUUUGUUUCCUGGUGUCGUUGCACCUGUUUGUUUCUCCCACAUUGUGAAUGUUGUGUAGAACUUUAAAAUAAAAUCACUCAUGCACA
Molecule: messenger RNA, 2709 nt
Organism: Sphaeramia orbicularis (orbiculate cardinalfish)
Lineage: Eukaryota; Metazoa; Chordata; Actinopteri; Kurtiformes; Apogonidae
Gene: alg10
Product: ALG10 alpha-1,2-mannosyltransferase
Exons: 3
Coding region: 212-1630 (472 amino acids)
Biological process (GO): dolichol-linked oligosaccharide biosynthetic process; protein N-linked glycosylation
Cellular component (GO): endoplasmic reticulum
Molecular function (GO): dolichyl pyrophosphate Glc2Man9GlcNAc2 alpha-1,2-glucosyltransferase activity
Source: RefSeq, a predicted model, not a curated record